Molecule: messenger RNA, 1629 nt
Organism: Aspergillus welwitschiae
Lineage: Eukaryota; Fungi; Ascomycota; Eurotiomycetes; Eurotiales; Aspergillaceae
Product: major facilitator superfamily domain-containing protein
Exons: 5
Coding region: 1-1629 (542 amino acids)
Biological process (GO): transmembrane transport
Molecular function (GO): transmembrane transporter activity
Source: RefSeq, a predicted model, not a curated record
AUGGGCUCGCUGGAAAGCGCAACCCCCGGGCACGGGGAGCAUCUCCCAGGAACCGAGAUAAUACACGAUGGAGAGGAUCACCUCAUUCAUGGAUCUGAAACGGGGAUAGUCCUCGUUCCUCAGCCAUCGGAGGAUCCCCACGAUCCGCUGAACUGGUCGACGAAAUGGAAGCUCCUAGUGAUCAUGACCCAGCUCGUGGCCGUUUUCGUAUUGACAGCAUCUGCAUUGUCUAUGAGCCCCAUGUUCCCUGCCUUCUCCGAAUCCUUCGAUUUGAACAACACUCAACUCCUGCUCAUCACCGGCGUGUGUAUCCUGUCCUUUGCCUAUGCCAAUUUGAUCGUCGUUCCCUGUUCCAAUAUCUUCGGUCGUCGCCUUACUUUCCUCUUCUUUUUGUCGAUCAGCUUCGCCUCAUAUAUAUGGGAGGCUCUCGCCUCGUCUUAUACCAGCUUUAUCGUGGCCCGAGUGGUGAAUGGAGCAGGGGCUGCGGCCUGUGAGACAAUACCCAUGCAGACUGUUGCGGAUAUUUUCUUCUUGUACGAGCGAGGACGAUGGACUGUAGCUUAUUUUACCGCGGCCUCUUUUGGCUCUUUCCUGGGGCCAGUAAUCUCAGGUAAUAUCACGCAAAGAUUCGGAUGGCGUAGCUUCUUCUGGCUAUCAAUGGCCAUGACCUGCUUCAACUUCAUUACUAUCCUCCUCUGCUCCCCAGAGACGAAGUAUCACCGUGACCAUGCGCCUAACCCACUGCGACAAACGCCACAUGCGUCUCUGACCCCAGAAGCCAUGGAAUCCCCCACAGAUGUCAGCCCGACCGUAGAUUCGAAGGAAACUUACUCAACCCAACCACUACCCCCGAAGCCCGGGACUGGAUCCCCCUCUAGCGCCCAAUUCAAAAUAUGGCGAAUCCCUGACAUGCGAUGGAAGGCCUUCCUCCUGCGAGACCUCCUCACCCCAUUCCGCAUAUGCCUCUACCCCAUCAUUUUCUGGGCUGCGGUGACAGUUUCCGGCGUCGCGAACUUCGUUCUCUUCUGGAACCUCACUGAAUCCUCCGUCCUUGGGGCCCCUCCCUACAAUUUCAAUGCGUCCGAAGUGGGAUACUCCAACUUCGCCUUUCUGAUCGGUUGCAUAGUCGGGCUUGUCACGGCGGGGCCAUUAUCUGACUGGGUCGCGGUGAAAGCCACGCAACGGAACAGGGGUAUCUACGAAGCGGAGAUGAGACUCUUGGCUCUUAUCCCCCCCGCUGGAAUACUGCUUUUGUCGGUGUUGGUUGGUGCGUUUGCUAUCCUCGGUUCAUGGCCUUGGCCUGUUCUUUUGAUAUUUGGGUAUGGACUCAGUGGCCUGGUUGUCUCGGCGAUGUCUAGCAUUGCAGUGGCGUAUGCGAUGGAUUCGUAUAAACCUGUCUCUGGGGAAAUUAUGGCCGUGGUGACAAUUGUGAGAAAUACGUGUGGGUUUAGUAUGAGUUAUUGGGUGCCGUCGUUGGCGGAGAGGAGGUUAGGGUAUUUUUUGCCUGCUAUGGUGCAGUUGGCUUUGACGUUUGGGCCGUUGGUGUUAGGGGUGCCGAUGUACUUUCUCGGGAAGAGGUUGCGGAUGUGGACGAGGAAUUCGAGUGUGCAUUUGUAUGGGGGUGGAUAG